Molecule: messenger RNA, 270 nt
Organism: Sclerotinia sclerotiorum 1980 UF-70
Lineage: Eukaryota; Fungi; Ascomycota; Leotiomycetes; Helotiales; Sclerotiniaceae
Exons: 3
Coding region: 1-270 (89 amino acids)
Source: RefSeq, a predicted model, not a curated record
AUGCGGAAAAGUUCCGAGCGGAUUGUUGCGGCAACGGCAAAGAAGAGGGAACUUAUUUUCAUCCGUUCCCGCACGUCAAAACGGUAUUCAUCGAUGAACUUAUAUGAUGUUCGAUUUCUAGAUCUUUUAAGAAGACGCUUAAUCGAAAGUCUGUCUCCUGAAGAUGUUCUACGAUCUCUGAUGAUGAAAAGUCAAAAGUUUGAAAAUGGCAUUGUUCACGAUUCACGAUGGAAUUUGUUCGGAAUGCUCGUGGGGUCGGACGACUUUUAA